AUGGAAGAUCAUGAUCUGCCACUGGCAACACUGAUAAAAUUGUAUAAAAAGACAGAUGUGUCUGAAACAGAGUCAGAUUGCUUCUCAGACAUUUACAGCUCUGGCAGUGAAUUUCAGUUUACUGAAUAUGAAAAAAGCUCUUGGAAGAUAAUCUGUCUGAGUCUGCUUCAGGCACAUCUGACAAUGAAUUACAGAGGUGAUGUGAGAAGUUGUGGUGGUGUUGUAGGUGAUGUGACAAGUGGGGGUGGUGUUGCAGGUGAUGUGAUAAGUUGUGGUGGUGUUGCAGGUGAUGCAAGCAAUGGGGUUGGUGUUGUAGGUGAUGUGAUAAGUUGUGGUGGUGUUGCAGGUGAUGCAAGCAAUGGGGUUGGUGUUGUAGGUGAUAUGAUAAGUUGUGGUGGUGUUGUAGGUGAUGUGAGUAGUAGGGGUGAUGUUGUAGGUGAUGUGACAAGUGGGGGUGGUGUUGUAGGUGAUGUGAGUAGUGGGGGUGGUGUUGUAGGUGAUGUGACAAGUGGGGGUGGUGUUGUAGGUGAUGUGAGUAGUGGGGGUGGUGUUGUAGGUGAUGUGACAAGUGGGGGUGGUGUUGUAGGUGAUGUGAGUAGUAGGGAUGAUGUUGUAGGUGAUGUGACAAGUGGGGGUGGUGUUGUAGGUGAUGUGACAAGUGGGGGUGGUGUUGUAGGUGAUGUGACAAGUGGGGAUGGUGUUGUAGGUGAUGCAAGAAAUGGGGAUGGUGUUGUAGGCGAUGUGAUAAGUUAUGGUGGUGUUGUAGGAGAUGUGAGUAGUGGGGGUGGUGUUGUAGGUGAUGUGAGUAGUGGGGGUGGUGUUGUAGGUGAUGUGAGAAGUUGUAGUGGCGUUGUAGGUGAUGUGAGAAGUUAUAGUGGUGUUGUAGGUGAUGUGAGUAGUGGGGGUGGUGUUGUAGGUGAUGUGAGUAGUGGGGGUGGUAUUGUAGGUGAUCUUAGUAGUGGGGUUGGUGUUGUAGGUGAUGUGAGUAGUGGGGAUGGUGUUGUAGGUGAUGCGAGAAGUUGCGGUAGUGUUGUAGGUGAUACAAGAAGUUAUGGUAGCGUUGUAGGCGGUACAAGAAAUUAUGGUGGUGUUGUAGGUGAUGCAAGAAAUUGUGGUGGUGUUGUAGGUGAUGCAAGAAGUUGUGGUGGUGUUGUAGGUAAUGCGAGCCGUGAGGGUGGUGUUGUGGGUGAUUCGAGCAGUGGGGGUGGUGUUGUAGGUGAUGCAAGCAGUGGGGUGGUGAAGAAAUACUAA
Molecule: messenger RNA, 1251 nt
Organism: Mercenaria mercenaria
Lineage: Eukaryota; Metazoa; Mollusca; Bivalvia; Venerida; Veneridae
Exons: 4
Coding region: 1-1251 (416 amino acids)
Source: RefSeq, a predicted model, not a curated record